AUGAAGUCCUUUACGAUCCUCGCACUGGCCGGUCUGGCCGCCGCCCAGUUCGCCCAGCUGCCUACCUGCGCCCAAUCGUGUGCCAACAAGUUCCUGACCGGCGGCAUUGGCAACUGUGGCUCCGACGCCAAGUGUAUCUGCUCCGACAAGAGCUUCCUGUCGGACAUUGCCUGCUGUCUGGCGGCCCCCGGUGGCUGUGACGCCGCCGACCAGAGCUCUGCCGUCGUCUUCGCCUCGCAGCUGUGCGCCGCCCAGGGCGUCACCGUCCCCUCGGCCGUCACCUGCACGUCUACCGCCGGCGGCAGCGGCACCGCCGCCACGGCCACCACCACCACGGGCUCCGGCACCCCCACCGAGACCAGCGGCGCCGCUGCUACCAAGACCGAUUCCACCAGCGCCACCGCCACGGGCGCCACCACCUCCCCGGCGACGACGGCCGCCGCUGGCACGACCUCGUCCAAGUCGACCAACUACGCGCCCCGCGAGUCGGCUGGUGUCGGUGCUGGCCUGCUCGGCGGCGUCGUCGCUGCUCUGGCCCUGCUGUAA
This is a messenger RNA of Sporothrix schenckii 1099-18, 546 nucleotides long. RefSeq lists its product as uncharacterized. Bases 1 to 546 code for a protein of 181 amino acids. The transcript has 2 exons. The record is from RefSeq and is a predicted model, not a curated record. Lineage: Eukaryota; Fungi; Ascomycota; Sordariomycetes; Ophiostomatales; Ophiostomataceae.